UCGACCGGCGAAGACGCUCUCUGUUUUUUUUGGAAGCUCCACCACGCUGCGCAGUUCGAUUAAAAGUCCCCCGUUCUCUCCCAUAAUCCCCGAAAUUUUAUCAUGGUUUUUGUGGAGUUAAUGAUAUUCUUGGCCUUCAUCGGUUUGUUUUUGUACAAAUGGUCUGUCAAUAGCUUCGGCUACUUCACGAAACGGGGCGUGGCCCAUGACAAGCCCAUUCCUCUGCUGGGUAACAUUCCCUGGUCGGUGAUGAUGGGCAAGGACUCGUACAUAAAGCACAGCAUUGAACAGCACAUGCGACAUAAGCAGCACAAGGCCUAUGGAGUGUACAACCUGCGUGAUCCUUUGUACUAUCUCGCCGAUCCGGAACUCAUACGUCAGGUGGGCAUCAAGAGCUUUGAUAACUUCGCCAAUCAUCGCAAGGGAAUUACUGAUGGAUUCAACGAGACAGGUGUUAUGUCCAAAAGUCUGCUUAGUCUGCGGGAUCGUCCCUGGAAACAGAUGCGCAGCACCCUCACGCCCACAUUUACCAGCCUCAAGAUCCGCCAGAUGUUCGAGCUCAUCCAGUAUUGCAAUGUGGAGGCAGUGGGCUUUUUGAAGCGACAGCAGGAUGAGGGCAAUGCGGAACUGGAGCUAAAGGACUUCUUUACGCGCUACACGAAUGACGUGAUUGCGACGGCUGCCUUUGGCAUCCAGGUGAACUCCUUCCAGGAUCCCAACAACGAGUUCUUCUCCCUCGGUCAGCGCAUCUCGGAGUUUACUUUCUGGGGCGGACUAAAAGUAAUGCUGUAUAUCCUGAUGCCCAAGUUGAUGAAGGCUCUGCGAGUACCCGUGAUGGACAUGAACAACGUGGAGUACUUCAGGAAACUGGUCUUUGAUGCCAUGAAGUACCGCAAGGAACAGAACAUUGUGCGACCCGACAUGAUUAACCUGCUUAUGGAGGCCCAAAAGCAGUUUAAAAAAGAUCAAGAAGCCUCUAAGGAAGAUGCAAGUGGAAACCAAGAGGACCGUGUCAAGUUCAACGAUGUGGAUCUCCUCGCCCAGUGCGUGCUGUUUUUCUCGGCGGGAUUUGAGACGGUGGCCACCUGCCUGAGCUUCACCAGCUACGAACUGCAGGUAAAUCCCGAGGUGCAGGAUAAAUUGUACGACGAAAUUCUGGCCGUGAAGGAGGAACUGGGGGAUAAGCCCCUCGACUACGACACUUUGAUGGGCAUGAAGUAUUUGGAUUGCGUGGUCUCCGAAUCGCUGAGAAAGUGGCCGCCGGCCAUCGUUCUGGAUCGCAUGUGUGGUGCUGAUUUCGAGCUAAAGGAUGAGCAGGGCGAGGUGGUGCUCAAUCUGCGCAAGGACGACUUGGUGCACAUUCCCGUGAUAGCACUGCAUCACGAUCCGGAUAACUUCCCGGAGCCGGAGGCAUUCCGACCGGAGCGAUUUGACGAGGAGCACAAGCACGAGAUCCGGCAGUUCACAUAUUUGCCCUUCGGAGUGGGCCAACGUAGCUGCAUUGGCACCCGGUUGGCCCUCAUGGAGGUCAAGUCCCUGAUAUUCCAGUUGGUCCUGCGCUAUCGCCUGAACCCCACGGAUCGCACUUCACCGGAUAUGAUGGACAGCAUUGCCGGUUUUCGCCUGCAGCCGCGGGAAUUGUUCUGGUGCAAACUGGAGUCCCGUGAAUCCGCUUAAUUAAUAAUACGCCCCCAAACACAUAUAAAUAAUAAUAAAUGGAAAGAGCA
Molecule: messenger RNA, 1727 nt
Organism: Drosophila rhopaloa
Lineage: Eukaryota; Metazoa; Arthropoda; Insecta; Diptera; Drosophilidae
Gene: Cyp9c1
Product: cytochrome P450 9c1
Exons: 3
Coding region: 103-1677 (524 amino acids)
Molecular function (GO): monooxygenase activity; iron ion binding; heme binding
Source: RefSeq, a predicted model, not a curated record